UCAUCAUUCCUCCUCAGCAUCCCUACCCAGCUACCCAGCUACCCUACUAGUACCUGAUCUCCCCCUCCCCCCUCCCCUCUCCUUAUCACUCACUCCUCAACUUAACUCACCCCAACUCACCCCAACUCAAUUAAUACCAAAUCAAUCAAUCAAUCACCACCAUGGCCCUCCCCUCCAAUGUGCACGUCUCCUCCCACCCCCUCCUCCAAGCCAAACUCUCCCAGCUCCGAUCCGCUUCGACCUCCACCCGCGAGACCCGGACUCUCGUGCACGAGAUUGCGACCAUCCUAGGCGUGGAGGCAUUUGCCGCAGGCUGGAAGACCAAGACCUCGGGGACUAAUGGACAAACAGGAUACUACCCCCUCGGCACCGAAUACGAAACCAAAGAUAUCGAUCCUGCUGAUAUCGCUCUCGUACCGAUUCUUCGUUCCGGGUUGGGUAUGAUCGAGGCAAUAAACUCCCUCCUCCCCACCUCCAUCCCAAUCUACCACCUCGGACUCUUCCGCGAACGUCUCACCCUCCAACCAGUCGAAUACUACAACAACCUGCCCUUUCAACCAGAUCCAUCCACAUCCGUUAACACCGCUGCCGCUUCCACUGCUAUUCUUCUCGACCCGGUGAUUGCCACGGGCGCGACGGCGGAAGCUGCUAUCCAGUUGUUGAGGGAAUGGGGUGUGAAGCGUGUGGUUAUGUUGAGUGUGUUGGGGUCUGAGGCCGGACUGUUUAGGGCUGCGGGGACGUGGCCCGAGGGAGUGGAGGUUUGGACGGGGGCUGUGGAUGAGAGGUGUAAUGAUAGGGGGAUGAUUGUGCCUGGGUUGGGGGAUAUUGGGGAUAGGUUGUUUGUUGCGAUUGGGAAGUAAUUAGGGGAUUUUUGGUGAAGGGGGUUAGUUGGAGGAGUGAUGUGGGAUGAAUUGAGGUGAGAUUAAAUGAGUUGAGAUAUUGAUUGUUUCGUUCAGUUCAGUUCAGAUAGACACAAGCAGAUCAGUAGGGAAGUAAAUGAGUAUAAGAAGACAGAACCAGACAGCUUAGCUUAGCUCAACUCAACGCCCAU
Aspergillus sclerotioniger CBS 115572 is the source of this 1051-nucleotide messenger RNA. Its product is annotated as uracil phosphoribosyltransferase. Lineage: Eukaryota; Fungi; Ascomycota; Eurotiomycetes; Eurotiales; Aspergillaceae. The record is from RefSeq and is a predicted model, not a curated record. Bases 162 to 860 code for a protein of 232 amino acids. The transcript has 3 exons.